Messenger RNA from Osmia lignaria (orchard mason bee), 2051 nucleotides. RefSeq names its product cilia- and flagella-associated protein 100. The record is from RefSeq and is a predicted model, not a curated record. NCBI's taxonomy places the organism in Eukaryota, Metazoa, Arthropoda, Insecta, Hymenoptera, Megachilidae.
UUUAGAACGUCGCAUGUGAACGACCGACAAAGUGAAAAGACUGGCUUGAAUAAAGUACGAGCUGAAUUAAGCGAGAAUGACCGAUACCACGAGAUUAUGCCAGCCUCAUCAGAUCCGGAAGAAGAUGAAGAAGCCUUUCCAAACACAGUACUACUUUACAAAGGGACAUGAACAUCUGGGAAAAGCGAGAAACGUUUUCGAGGAGCGAUCGCCGUUCGGUUAUCCCCCUUGCUCUCUCAUGUUCUCAUAUUUUCAAUAUUGGAAAGCGCAGAAACGUUCCGCGAAUUUGGCACGAAGGAGUGGAGUUUAUCAAGAUAAAGAAGGACAUGAACUUUUGCGAACACUUCGUGUCGACGUGGAUAUUGAAGCUUUUGAGGCGAAGAAGCACAAAGAUUUACACGAAGGAAUAGCCAUCACUGACGUGGAUCCAGAAUUCUUUAAAGAAUUGGCUGGCAGAGUUGUGAAAGAAAAGUUCUCAGUGAACGAAUACGUGAACGAUAUCCGCAACAUUUUCAAGGCUCGACUAUUAGCGGGACAGGAAAUGGAUGAUUGCAUCCUCAUCGACCAGCAGUUCGUCGAGGAACAGAGAAUAUUAAACAAAAUCAAGAAACGUUAUCGUCAAUACGUCAGCGCCUUCGAGGACUUCCUGUCGAAGGAUCACGAGCAAAGCAUGAAGAUCCUCGAGGAGGCCGAAAAUGAGAGCAAAAAGACAAAAGAGAUCACUCUGAGAAGAAAUCAGCUCUCCAAGGAAUUCGGUCAGGUCAGACUUGACGUGUAUUACUGGGAGGAGAACUGGAGAAUGGUGAAGAUGUGCCAAAGAUUUUUGUACCAAGUGUCACCAGACUCUUGGCGCGCGGAGCACGAUUGGAUCUAUCGUACAGAAUCCGCAGAGACCAUUGAUACAGUUCAUACUGACGUUAUAUUCGGUCGUUAUCGAAUGCUGGAGAAAGUUCCAUCCAUCGACGUCUUGAUAAAUUUGUUCGAGGAGGAUAUUAGAUACGCAGGUCCAGCCGAGCUGUACUUCGAGGAUCCACAGGACCUGAUCCGGGUAUUUAGAUCAAUAGAGAUGCAAAAUUUGAACGCGUUGAUUCAUCUGGAAUCUCUGGCAGAACCACUGACGGAGAUGAUAUUGACAAUCCACACUGCGGAAGCUAAGAUCAAGUCAGAAGUCGAGGAGCUGACCAACGCCAUCGACGAGCUGAAAGAUUCCAUUGAUAAGCUGGAGACGAGGGCGGUGGAUUUGGAGCAGUACGCGAACAAGCUAUUGGACAACAUGUUUCGCGAGGCUGUUUGUUCCGAGGAGGUGCUCCGUCUUCAAGUGUUCAUCGAGGAUGCUUACGAGUCUUGUGUCGGCCCGAAUGACGCUGAUUUGGACACUUUCGCGAUGAUGAAGUGGAUCGAGAAGACCCACGAGGAGCUAAAUCUGACGCUGGACUCUCUGCCGCCGGAAGUGGUACAGACUUAUGAGAAGGAAGGCUUCAAGCAAGAGCUCAAGGCACUGAAGGAAACUGAGAGCGCUGCUAGAAAGUUCGAGCUUAUGCACAGAUUGUUAGCCUCUUUGAAGCGUGCAAUGGAACCUCCUCCGAUAAAAAGACGACCUUUAAUGUGGCGUUCGAUACCGACCAGUCAAAGGAUUAAAGAAACUUCACGUCGACUGGAGCCUACCGAAGAAGAAGUUCAGUAUCUUACCUUCUUCACCAAGUAUUGCAAGGCGGAAGACUUCGUCGCCUAUCGUUCUCAAUUUCCUGACGACUUCGACCUCACUUUCCAACCUCGACGUCGCGAGACCAUCCUUGAAGACGACGAGGAAAGCUCCGAGAACGAGGACAAGGAGGACAAGGAGGACAACGAGAAUCCUGACAGCUGAUCGAUCCAUCUUUUCGUAAUAAUUUAAUAAUAGAACAUUGUGUUGAAGUCUGCUAACGUUGUACCUUAUACAUGGGCGAGUCUCUCAUUUUAUAUUCAUUUAUUUCCAUAUUUAUCCAGAUGUAUUUUAUCCUGGUAAAAGAAAAUGUAUUAUUUAUUAAGAACUUUUUCUAUUACACUAAUAA